This is a messenger RNA of Protopolystoma xenopodis, 417 nucleotides long. The record is from the annotation of a GenBank genome assembly. NCBI's taxonomy places the organism in Eukaryota, Metazoa, Platyhelminthes, Monogenea, Polystomatidea, Polystomatidae.
CAAUUGGAAUGCUGCCAUCCUCAAUGUGAAGUAAGCUUAGUCGAUCAUGUGCAGCGUUUUGUGCAAGCAUCUGGUUGCAUCCAGCUCAUGGUACGCCAACUCGGUCCUGAUGACCCGAUUCCUAUAGUGGAAAAAUCAUAUUCUGUGGAAUCUGUUAACGAAGAUGCCAAACGUGAUGCUCUCAUAACUUGGGUCUCCUGUCUGACCUGCCGAUCGCGGUCUCCAUUUACUCUUGUUUCUCGAGAAAUGUGGCAUCUCUCUUUUUUUAAAUAUCUUGACACUCUGCUCAACACACCGGCUUCCUGGACCUGCCGUAAUACGGUGCCGCCCUUAUGCAAGCAUUCUGCCAAUAAAGGAUUGCAUCACUGCUUCGCCUUAAAUAAAAGGAUCGUAAUUUUUACGACCGGCAUCUGCUAA